CAGUUAUCCAUAUAUAGCUAGCUGUCACCGCUCCACAAUUUGAGAGAAACUACAUCGAACUGUUGGAAAUUUAGGAGACUGAUUUACUGAGCUGAUGAUGGAUGGGGAGACUUCAAAACGUGGAAAACUACCGGAAACGUCUGAAGUAGUAGAAGAAGUCAGUUCGGCACCGAGAACCGCGAGGAAAACCGAGCCAAGUACGGCACAAGACGAGACGGAGGCUCAGAGGCAAAGACAACGUUUGCUAGUAUCACGACACUGUAAAAAGCGGUUGGAGUUUGCUUUUCUGGUGGCAAUGAUUGUGAUUGUGUGGGGUCUCUUUUCACUACCGAUCGUGUUUUACUAUAGCUCCUCGUCAGAGAUUAGGACAGAUAAUACAACACUCUUUCUCAAUGUGUCUGCUAAGGACAACAUGACAGAUGAGUGCCACAUUGAAUACACCGGAACUCAGUGCAUGUGUGCACUACAGUCGUAUGCAGAAUGUGAAUCUUCUGAAAUUGAAACCAAAGUGUUUAUCAGUAACACUAUUGGAGAUCAAAAGGCUGUUGAAAACAUGGUUGAGGAUGUAGUAUAUUUUCUCGGCCUAAUAACACCAAGCGAUGAGUGUAGAAGUGCAGCAAUUCAGUUUUUCUGUCUUUACUUUUUCGGACUCUGCGGCACAUACAAUACUGACUAUCGACCGACUGCAGCAGAGUGUAGGGAGGUUAGAGAUUCCACCUGCCAAUCAGAGUGGAAAGAAGCUGAACGUUUACUAAAAUUAUACGGGCUAUCAAUUGAGCUACCCAAGUGUUCAAGUCUUGAGGAUGAAGGACUUGAUUGUGAUGAAGCAGUCAGUCCUAACUACACUGUUGAGCUAUGCAAUGGUACUGAUACAGUCAACUCAUCCUGCAUGUUGGAGUGUCACGAGCAUUUCUACUGUGACAACAACUUCUGCAAGCCACGAUGUGACGGAUUCACAAUCUACUCUGACGAAUACGUAAAGCUCUCUGAUGGACUCUUGAUCACAUCUGGAUGUGUCGGACUGCUGUGUGGAAUUGCAGUAGUUGUUGUAUUUUGCAUCCGACGCAAGAAACUGAUGAUGUUUCCAACAACUCUGGUCUUCUACAUGACCAUCUCCCUCCUCAUUUUAGAAAUUUUCGUUUUAGUUUCCUUUUUGGAUCGAACAGCACUCUUCUGUGGUUCUCCAGACCUGGCAGAGAGUCUACGAACCCCAACAACUUUCUGCACAACAAGUGGUACAGUUCACAAGUGGUUUUGUGUUAUACAUGGUUCAACAUAACGUUAUGUAUCAGUGUUACAUGAAAGGUGAAUGGGUUAGCUUAGCAGAACUGGAGGGGGUUCCACUAUCACAUGCAUGUGAAAGCUACGAGGUACAAAGGCAAAAAGGCACAACAAACAGGUAAACUUCACCUAAGACAGCUCUUUUUCUCCAAGGAGAGAAGAGCUGCCCUAGAUGGGAUUCGAACCCACGACAGUCUGAAGUCUAGGCGAGCGCUCUACCAACUGAGCUACCAGGGCAUCUCAGCUGGUAGGGGUUCGAAUUUACAACAAAAUACAAUAACAAGGCAAACCUCAAACUACUGUGCUAUGGCAUAUACGGCACUGACAAAAAGCAUAGUACUAUUGUACUAUGCAUGUCAUGUAAGGUGUUUGGCUGUGUUUAAGUGGAAGAUCCAUACACUAUCAGUGGUGAACUGACAGAAAAUGUAGAAGAUUAAUGUUUGUUAUUGUGUUUCAGGCAUAAUAGAGGCAUAUGGCAUCCUUAAUGUCACUCUGUGGUGGAUAUUCAACAUCUGUGCAAUAUUCUGGAAAGUGCAGUUCCCAUUUCACGCCAGAUAUUAUGACCAGACUAAUAGAACCAAAUAUGUUCACAUCACAUGUGUGGUUGCAGCCAUUAUACUUCCUCUCUACGCUCCUCUUGCCAUUGCCCUCAAGGGAGGAUUCAUCCCCAGCAGAUUUCCUCCUAUCAUUUGCCUUGGAAGAGAAGUUGAUGCAAACUUUUACGCUGUGUUAGCUCCAAUAACAAUACUGCUUGGUAUAGGAACAACAAUGUUGCUGUUGAUACUCUGGAGAAUUAGACAGGUAACUAGGCACACGCAGAUACAUUAUUUAUCUCAAUGUCACAUCGUGGAAAACAGGGGAAGAUGCCUAGUCAAACCCAUCCCCACUUUUAGCUUGUAUCCUUCUUACGAAAGCAAAUUCUUAA
Geodia barretti is the source of this 2206-nucleotide messenger RNA. The record is from the annotation of a GenBank genome assembly. NCBI's taxonomy places the organism in Eukaryota, Metazoa, Porifera, Demospongiae, Tetractinellida, Geodiidae.